This is a messenger RNA of Dictyostelium discoideum AX4, 2748 nucleotides long. RefSeq lists its product as hypothetical. The record is from RefSeq and is a predicted model, not a curated record. The transcript has 8 exons. Lineage: Eukaryota; Evosea; Eumycetozoa; Dictyosteliales; Dictyosteliaceae. Bases 1 to 2748 code for a protein of 915 amino acids. Gene Ontology annotation, molecular function: carnosine N-methyltransferase activity; S-adenosylmethionine-dependent methyltransferase activity.
AUGAAAAUUUUUCAAAACAAAAUUAAAGAUUUUUUUAAUCAAUUUCAAAAAAAUUCUGAAGAAUGGUUGAAAGAAAUACAGAAAUUUUUUAACGAUUUAGAACCGAGAUUUAAGCAUUUAAUACCACAAUAUCAAAGAAAAUUAAAUUCAGUCCAAGAAAAAGUGGGAGUAAAUCAAAAUUUUUUUCAUUGGGUCGUUAAUGAGGUAUCCCUUGAAAAAUCUCAUAUUUUGGAUAUUAGAGAGUUAGAAAUAAAUGUAGAAGAUAAUAAUAUUGAAAAUAAUAUUGAAAAUAAUAAUAUUGAAAAUAAUAAUAUAGAAAAUAAUAUAGAAAAUAAUAUAGAAAAUAAUAAUAAUAAUAAUAAUAAUAAUAAUAAUAAUAAUAAUAAUAAUAAUAAUAAUAAUAAUAAUAAUAAUAAUAAUAAUUCAACUACCAUAGCUACAACGUUGGCAUCGAUUGGUCAUUUGGCACCAAACAAUAGUUUUUAUAACAGCAUAGAUAAUUAUCAUAUAAAUAGUACGAGUCCUUUUCCAAAAAAUGUUUUAAAAAGGAGAAACUCAACCUCUCCUUCAAAUGUAUCCAGUUCUGUUGUAUUAAAUAGUUGUGGCCAACAACAACAACAACAACAACAACAACAACAACAACAACAACAACAACAACAACAACAACAACAACAACAACAACAACAACAACAACAACAACAACAACAACAACAACAACAACAACAACAACAACACCACCAACAUCAUCAACAACAACAUCAACACCAACAACAUCAACAACUACAACUACAACAACAACAACAACAACAUCAACAACAUCAACAACAGCAACAUCAACAACAACAACAACAACAACAACAACAACAACAACAACAACAACAACAACAACAACAACAACAACAACAACAACAACAACAACAACAACAACAACAACAACAACAACAUCAACAACAUCAACAACAUCAACAUCAACAUCAACAACACCAACACCAACACCAACACCAACACCAACAUCAACAUCAACAACAACAACAUCAACAACAAGCCCAACAACAACAACCACACCUACACCAACAUCAUCAACAACAACAUCAACACCAUCAAUACCAACAACAACAACAACAACAACAACACCAACAACAACAACAACAACAACAACAACAACAACAACAACAACAACAACAACAACAACAACAACAACAACACCAACACCAACAACAACAACAACAACUACUACAACUACAACAACAACAACAACAACAACAACAACAACAACAUCAACAUCAACAUCAACAUCAACAUCAACAUCAACAUCAACAUCAACACCAACACCAACACCAGCAUCAACACCAUCACCAACACCAACAACAAUCACACCAACACCAAUAUCAUCAUCAAAUACAAAGCAGUCAUAAUAAUAAUAAUAAUCCUUCGUCUCCAUGUGAUUCAGAAAUUUCAUCAAAUGGGGGCAACAACUCACCAACAUCUCCACAAGAAUAUUCAACACCAAUGGAGACAGAAGACAAUUUAGAAAAUGAAAAUGAUAAUGAAAAUGAUAAUGAUAACGAAAAUGAUAAUGAACACGAUGAUGACGGAGAAUAUUACGGCGACGAUUCCUUUUCAUCCUCUUCAACACUAAGAAACUUAAGUGGAGGUCAAGUAUUGGAGAAAUUAAAAAAUGUUUUAUUGCAUCUUGUUAGAGAUUGGAGUAAUGAUGGUAGUGAAGAAAGAAAUAAAUCUUAUUCACCAAUCUUAAAUGAAUUGGAGGAGUUUUUCGAUCAAAAAAUGCGACAACAAAGUAAUAAUAAUAAUAAUAAUAAUAAUAAUAAUAAUAAUAAUAAUAAUAAUAAUAAUAAUAAUAAUAUUAGUAAUAAUAUUAGUAAUAAUAAUAAUAAUAGUAAUAAUAACUUUACACCUGAGCAAAUAUUUAAUUAUAGGAAAAAUAUAAAAAUUUUAUGUCCAGGAUCUGGUUUGGGUAGAUUACCAUAUGAAAUUGCCAAAAGAGGAUUUACUUCUGAGUUAAAUGAAGAGACUUAUUUUAUGGUUUUUCCAAUUUAUAAAUUAUUUAAGUGUGAUAUUGAGCCAAAUUCUAUAACAAUCUAUCCCUAUAUCCAUCAAUUCAGAAAUGUUGAAAAUAUAAACAAACAAUUAAGAGGUGUAUUAAUUCCAGAUAUCAAACCAGAUAAAAAUUUAACUGUUGUGGGUGACAAUUGCAGAUUAAUUAUUAGACCUGGUGAUUUCUUUGAACAUUAUGAAAAUGAACAAGAAACAUUCGAUUGUAUAUGCACAGCAUUUUUUAUUGAUACUCAACAAAAUAUUUUCACUUUAAUUGAGAAAAUUUUUAAUUUAUUAAAAACUGGUGGCAUUUGGAUAAAUAAUGGUCCUUUAUAUUAUUUCCAUCAAUCAAAUUCAAGUAUUCAUUUAUCAAAAGAUGAAUUAAUUCCGGCAAUUUCAUCUUUUGGUUUUGAUAUAAUUAAAGAAACAUUAACACAAAGUACAUAUUGUGAUGAUAAUUCUUCAAUGUUAAAAAUGAGCUAUAGUUGUCUUUAUUUUGUUGCGAUAAAAAUAAAUAUUUUGAUUUUAAAAAAAUAUCAUUAUAUUUUACUUUUCUUUUUAAAUUUAUCAUAUUUAAUAAAUAAAAUAGAUUUUAAAAUUCUGAACAUUUGCUCUAUACAAAAUAUAUAUUAUAUACAAAAAAACGUAAUUUAUUUUAAGUUUGGUUUGGGGUUUUUAUUUAAAAUAUUAUAA